AUGAUGUGCGUAUCAGACACGUCUAGACAUAAGAAGGCUCCGGAUGCCCAGUUUCUAUGGGCAUUGUGGGAAGCAGAUGGGCGGAAACGUAGUUUUAAGAUCAGUAAGGCAUCUGCGCCGGCGCCUGUGACAAAACAUUGGCUUGUUUGGCGCCUGGCGAUAGGGGCGCUCACGCUCAUUACCGCUUCGCCGGCCGGUCCUGUGCACACGCAUAACGCGUUGCUCACUAGUAGCGGACUUCACCGACGCACUACUGCCUACGAUUUGUUGCUCUUGUCUCUCAUUACAACAUGGAGAGCAUUUUAA
This is a messenger RNA of Danaus chrysippus (African queen), 306 nucleotides long. Lineage: Eukaryota; Metazoa; Arthropoda; Insecta; Lepidoptera; Nymphalidae. The record is from the annotation of a GenBank genome assembly.